AUGGUUUCGCGCACCGACUAUAGCCACAACAAUGAAACUGCGUCUAGAAAUCAUGGCAGUAUUAAGCAGCAGAUCUCUUCGGUACACGGGCAGCAUGAAAUGACAAUGGAUAAGAAACGUGUCUAUAUGGAUGGUUCAGUUUGCAAAGAGACGGCCACAACGACUAGCUUCGACGCUCACACUGUCAACAUUGAGACCGCUACCUGCCUUUUCACCGGCAAAGUCCUUCACGAGAAGGACCAGUACGGCAACGAAGCCGUGUUUCGAUAUGACACACUAGGGCGUCUUGUUGAAAAGACAGUCUCACCAAGAACGGAAUAUGAGGCAAGCCGGAAAACCCUGUAUGCCGUGGCUGCAGACGGUGUCGGUUACAUUGUUACUGAGACUGAUACAAAAGGGUCGCAGACCAGGUACAGCACCGACGGGAUGGAGAGAGUCGUUAGGGUUGAACGACAGAGUGUUGUUCAUCAUCAAGGCACGUCAAUGGCUGUGGGCCCGUUCCAGGUCAUGCAAGAGAGUUUCUACAAUGCAGUCGGUCAAUGCAUUCAGGUCGACAAGAUGGACUGGCUCGGACAGGAUGAUCAAAAUACAUCCAAGCAGAUUCGAGCAGUGACCAAGAUGGAGUAUGACGACUGGGGGACCAUGUGUCGUUCUACAGAUGCCACGGGCACUGUGAAUCUGGUGGCCAAGGAUCCCAUAUCCAUGAUACAGACGACCGGCAUGGCGGGUAAGGGAAGGACGGAGACGAAGCUCAACAUCUCUGGAAAACCCAUUGAGGUACUGCUGCGCAAAUCGGAUGGCGCAGUACAUCAGAGGUCGAGCUAUAUGUACGAUGGUUGGGACCGCCUCAUCGAGAAAAGGGAUGCCUUGAAUCGCAUCACAAAGUACAUAUAUGACAGCUUUGAUCGCGUCGUUGAGACGUUGGGACCAGAUGACAGCAUCUCCAAAACGGAAUAUGCCUCCUAUACCUCGGCUACUCUACCUACAAGAAUGGAGUCACAAGAAAAGACCCUCGGCAAGCUGGAAUACGACGGCCUGGCCCGUUCAACGACAAAGACUGUCGGGAAGCGAACCUCGGUGGCCAUCUAUGACACGGAAGGGCCGCGUCCUACGCAGAUCACGAUGGCGGAUGGAAACCAGCACAGCUUCUCCUAUGAGCCUGCCCUGCAUCAUGCUCUUGUGAAAAGGAAGGGCGCGGAAGGCGAAGUAGCUUUCCAGUAUGACAAGCAAACGUCGGCGUUACUGCGGUUUGAAAGCGAGGUUGCCGCCGUCAGCCGAGCGUAUUCGCCGUCAGGCUUGCUCGCCGAGGAGACAUUCGAGAUGCCAGAUGGAAGGACUCUGUCUGCAUCUUCCACCUACUCCACCGCUGGGCUCCCCUGUUCCUAUGUGGAUGUUCACGGACAUAAGCGCGAGAUAGAAUACGACGGCUACGGCAGAGUGCUGCAGCUCACUCAAGGUACGGUCAAAGUCCACUUCGAGUAUAACCAAGAAAACCUAGUCUCGAAGACCAGCAUCCGAGACGAUGGCGGAGGACAAGAAGGCCACGGCCUGCAGAUUCAGGUGUUGUACAAUGAUUUCGGCCACGAGGUUGAGCGAUGUGUCCGUCAUGGGGGUGAUGGCCCCGUCAUAUAUAGGAUACGACGGAUGUUCAAUGUUGCCAACCUGAUCACCUGGCGCAUAAUGGAAGAUGCUCAGGGCCAUGUGUUGCGAGACGAGGCAUUUGAGUAUGACAUCCGCGAUCGCUUGGUAAGUUACUUGUGUAAAGGAUCACAGUCCCCGGAGGAUGAGAACGGAUGGAAAUUGCACAAGCAGUCCUUCAAUUUCGAUGGCCUCGACAACCUCAUCCAGAUUCACACGAGCGCUUGCGACGGUGCCGAGAAUACCAGGAACUACCUGUAUGAUCCAGAAGACCCGACAAAGCUGAUAUGGAUCACCAACACCAACAAGGAACUCCCUGAGGUUAUAGACCUUUUGUACGACAGCAAUGGGUGUUUGGUAGGUCACAGGAGCCGUCUACGACAAGAUCCACGGCCCGCCUCCGUCAGACGCAUCGAUGGCCAUAAACUCCUCCGCUGCCAGAGCCAACGACUCUUCCGCAGCCCAGAGUAG
Periconia digitata is the source of this 2109-nucleotide messenger RNA. NCBI's taxonomy places the organism in Eukaryota, Fungi, Ascomycota, Dothideomycetes, Pleosporales, Periconiaceae. The record is from the annotation of a GenBank genome assembly.